Messenger RNA from Portunus trituberculatus (swimming crab), 2077 nucleotides. Its product is annotated as cation-dependent mannose-6-phosphate receptor-like. Gene Ontology annotation, cellular component: trans-Golgi network. The coding region runs from base 295 to 1059 and encodes 254 amino acids. The transcript has 7 exons. NCBI's taxonomy places the organism in Eukaryota, Metazoa, Arthropoda, Malacostraca, Decapoda, Portunidae. The record is from RefSeq and is a predicted model, not a curated record.
CGUCAGGCACUUCACUGUCUCUCCGUCUCUCGUUCACUCUCUGACUGCUCCCCAGAGUACGACUUGUUCCUUCGAAGUCUCUCGCUACACUCCUAUCCUCUGUCCUCGUCGGUGCCACACAGUGCCCCACAAACCACGCCUCCUGUGCCGUCGCACCUGCCAGGCAAUGUCCUUACGAGUCUAUUUCAGCUUAUUAGCUGGGCUGGGUGGCCUUCCUGUCCGUGUUGUCGGGCUGCCGAGGCCUCUGAGGGGUUCGCACACCGCCUGGAUGCUUAGAAGGACUCGUGUGGGGUGAUGUGUGUGCCGGGCAUGAGAGUGGUGGGUGCAGUGUUGGCGGUGACCUGUCUAGGAAGCAGCCAAGCCCUCACGCUGAUCCCUCCAUGCCUCCUCAAAUUUGAUAAUGGGUCAUCUGUAAAUCUCAUGAUGGUGGCGGCUGAACCACUGGACGCCCCGAGGUUCAUCGAUGUCACUGCGGAGAACAAGCUUGACCACAGUAAAUACUCCUACAACCCCUGCUACUCCUAUGUGUAUCCCCCGGAUGGUGAGGCAAUGGCCUGCAGUAAAGAUGUUGCUGUCUGUCAAGCAAGUAAAUAUGGCUAUUCUAAUAUUGGUACUCAGAGUUCUGCUGUAUUCCACUACAGUAAUGAAACUGGCGGAUGGAUGAUUAUCUAUAAGAAUUACAAUGGUAAUAGCGUGACUAAUGUGUUCCUUCAGUGUAGUAACGACACUGUGGAUUCUUUACACGUUUGGGGCAAAACUGAGAAGAAAAGUGUGUAUAACAUGACACUAGUUUCUCGCUGUGCCUGCGUUGAUGGUUGUGGUUAUCCCAUCCUUCCGAGAGGUAUGUCCCUGGGCUCAUUCCUGCUGCUGCUGCUUCUGCUGGCGAUCCUCCUCUAUCUAUUGGUUGGUUAUGUUUACCGGCGCUUUGUGAUUGGAGCAAGAGGAAUAGAGCUCUUCCCUCACCUCAGUUUCUGGAGGGAGUUCCCUUAUCUUGUACAGGAUGGUUUCCUCUUCUUAAUAAAGUGUGGACAGGAUGACCUGACUUAUGAGAGAAUAUGAGGGCUAAGUACAUGAACAGUCAAGAGAAUAUUGGAAAUGCAGACACCAAGUUCCAAGUGGGAUGAGGACACCAGUACCUUAUUAACUUCACACUAAAAGAUUAAUAAUGUUGGUAAAUGCAAUUUUUUUUUUUUCCCAGAAAAAAUGUAUGUGUAUUAUUUACAGUGCAUUAAUUAUUUCUUACAUUUCUUUAUUUUUAACUUUCCCACUAGAAUUUUAAGGUUUAUAUCAGUCAAUAUUAAUAAAUGAAUACUUUUUAGAAUAAAACUAUGCUAAGUGUAAAUUUUGUACUGUGUAUACUUUCUACUUUGGGGAAGCACCUCCUGUUAAUAGUACAUGAUACAUAUACAUAUUACAUAUUUCUUCAUGUGUUUUAUAUGACUUUAACAGGAGAAAGUCAAGGAGCACCAUUAAAAUCAUUAACUGGAGUCUGUGUGUUCACUUUUGUUAUGAUAGAUACUUUUUACUCUCGAAACCUGCAGUUAUAAAUUGUGGCUAAUUCUUUCUCAUAUAUAUAUAUAUAUAUAUAUAUAUAUAUAUAUAUAUAUAUAUAUAUAUAUAUAUAUAUAUAUAUAUAUAUAUAUAUAUAUUCCUGUGGAGGGGAAAAAAAAAAAAAGCAGGUUUUAUCAUCCCAUUCUCUGUUUAUGUUCAAACUAAUAGAGUAAUUACUCUAAGGUCAAGAUUAUACCCUAAUGUAGGCUGGGAUGAAACUUUGUCUUUUUAGAACGUAUAUCAAUCACAUGUAACUUCAAACUUUGUAUGUUCUUAUAUUAUUCUUAUGUUAUUCCAUGCAUUUUGUAACUCCAUGACAGGUUGUUCUGAAGUGUCUUCAUUAUAAUCCCCUAAUGAUUACUAUUCAAAAUAGCUGUUAGGAUUCUCACAGGUUAGAUCUGUAUAGUACACUACAUUUCCAGUCGUCACAUCAAUCAGCAUAUGUAUUGUUACUGUAUAUUGGAAUUAUUCAACUCUACCAUGAAGACAUUAUACCAUGAAGACAUUAAUUUUAUAUAUAUAUAUA